Cloeon dipterum is the source of this 1866-nucleotide messenger RNA. RefSeq names its product NAD kinase 2, mitochondrial (gene Nadk2). Gene Ontology annotation, biological process: NAD+ metabolic process; NADP+ biosynthetic process. Gene Ontology annotation, molecular function: NAD+ kinase activity. The transcript has 7 exons. The coding region runs from base 337 to 1536 and encodes 399 amino acids. NCBI's taxonomy places the organism in Eukaryota, Metazoa, Arthropoda, Insecta, Ephemeroptera, Baetidae. The record is from RefSeq and is a predicted model, not a curated record. Gene Ontology annotation, cellular component: mitochondrion.
UAUAGCUGAGCAUCGCUUCCUGCAAAAGGCGACUCAGGGCGUCCCACUUUCCAAUAGGCAUGUACUUGGGUUCGCCGAUGCCUUGUGCAAAGUGGCAGUAAAUAUUCGGCCUGUCGCCCACGACAGCUUCAUCCACCUCCUGACUUAACCCUAUGAACAACUUACAAACCGAUUAACUGGAGCAGUUCCCUUUCAGAGUAAAAAAACCGGUUGUGCGCAGUUUCCGGUGUUUACACCGCGAUCAGCGGCUCUGCCUUUGUCUCCCUCGUCCUGACCACUUCGGAGGCCGCCAGUUGUCUCUUGAGAAGCAGAGGGCGUCGAAUCGGCGCCGACACAAUGCGUCGGCAGGCGUUUGAGUGUAGCAAGGCGCUGAUCGUGUCCAAGCUGUCACGCUACGAGUUCGAGCGCUUCCGACAACCGAGCCUCUCGACCGCACAGCUGGAGAAGGCCCUCAGGGACCGCGGCUCCGACUACGAACUUCUUCUGCACCACCACCACGUGCACAAGUCGUGCGAGGCGGCUGUCGAUGCCGCCCUUCGCGCCCGCAACAUUCAAACGAAAGUCGUCAAUAGGUUGAACUUCAAGGAGGCGUGCGUCGAGUGGGCCGACGCUGUGUUCACGGCCGGUGGCGACGGCACUUUCCUGCUGGCCUCCAGUCGCAUCCCUGACAACCGCAAACCCGUGAUCGGCUUCAACUCUGACCCGACGCGUUCUGAAGGCUUCCUCUGCUUGCCAGGACACUUCUCGAGGAACAUUUCCGAGGCCGUGGAGCGUCUCGUCACUGGCGACUUCCACUGGACGUUCAGGACGCGCGUCCGCAUCACCCUGGUCGGCAGCAACGUCUUCCAGCCGCCCAUCGAGCUGCACGACCAACAGCUCCUGCACCCUGAGUACAGUGAGGAUAAGGAAAUGUUCUUCGACUGCCUUCAGGAGCAGCACAAAAGCGCCAAAACGGACAAAAGGACGGACCAGCAAAAGAGGGUGCUACCAGUUUUGGCUCUGAAUGAGGUGUUUAUGGGUGAGCGUCUGUCAGCCAGAGUAUCCUACUACGAAAUCAAACUCAAUGGCGGGCAAAAGGUAAAGGUCAAAAGUUCUGGUCUGUGCGUUGCCACUGGGACAGGAUCCACAUCGUGGGCUUACUCGAUCGGCCGCCUCUCCACCGACAGCGUUCACGAGUUGCUCAGGGCGCUGCAGAGUGAACGGCCUGACAUCGAACUUAAUCUUGGGGACCGGCAGCUGCUUGAACGCGUCACUGACCGAUUUAACAAUGCCCUUGUUUUUGGACCAGAGGAGAGCCGAUUGAACUAUGUGAUUCGGGACAUGAUCAGCGCGUCAGUGUGGCCGGCGCCGCGUGGCGUCAUCUCGCCGCGCGGCUUUGCACAUCUUCUGGAGGUGAAAUCUCGGUGCGGCGACGCGGCCCUGGUCGUCGAUGGCGGUGUUUCGUUUAACUUUAAUGACGGCACGGUUGCCGUUAUGGAGGUGCACCCUGAGGACUCGCUGCGCACCGUCACCCUGGUCCUGCCCAACACCGCCUGAGCCGCCCGCAAACUAGCUGUGAGACCAAUCAUUCCUGCGAUGCUAAACCUUUCUUGUGAUUCAAAUUCAAAAAGUGCAAAGCUGUUAGUCAGAGACAAGUCUUCGAAAGAAUUAAAUAGUGCCUCUAGGUGCUCCCUCGGUUUUAAACGGUAGCUGCCAGUCCCUCCUGUACAACACUGAUGGCCUGGAAAUUAUACAAUGGUGAUGAUUGGAGCUCAAAAGAUUAAAUUGUUUUUGUUGAUAAUAUAUAAUACAUCGAAUUUUAUUUGUGUAAUAAAACUAUUCAUUUUGUAAGAAGUGAAAUAAAUGUGCCACAGAUUAUUUCUUAAA